This is a messenger RNA of Komagataella phaffii GS115, 438 nucleotides long. RefSeq names its product Small subunit of the clathrin-associated adaptor complex AP-2. NCBI's taxonomy places the organism in Eukaryota, Fungi, Ascomycota, Pichiomycetes, Pichiales, Pichiaceae. The record is from RefSeq and is a predicted model, not a curated record. Gene Ontology annotation, biological process: vesicle-mediated transport; protein transport. Bases 1 to 438 code for a protein of 145 amino acids. Gene Ontology annotation, cellular component: intracellular membrane-bounded organelle. The transcript has a single exon.
AUGUCAAUUCAUUAUAUUUUGGCUCUGAACCGCCAGGGCAAGGUUCGGAUCUCUAAGUGGUUUGACCGCAAAAUAUCUCUGGAUGAGCAGUUUCAAGUUAGACAAAAAAUCCACAGGUUGAUUUUAUCCAGGGACCACAAGAAUCAAUCAAAUUUCGUAGAAUUUGAAAAGAAGAAGUUGGUUUAUCGGAGAUACGCAGGCUUAUUUUUUUGCAUGUGUAUAGAUAUGGACGAUGGGGAGCUAAUGUAUUUAGAAAGUAUCCACUUGUUGGUCGAGGUACUUGAUCAGUAUUUCAAUAAUGUUUGUGAGUUGGACCUGGUGUUCAGCUUUUACAAAGUGUACGCAGUGAUUGAUGAAAUGUUCAUGUCUGGAGAAAUUGAAGAGACUUCAAAGGCAGUCGUUUUGGACAGGGUAGAUCAAGUGAUGGCAUACAAUUAA